AUGGCUGGCAUUCUCCGACGAAGCUCUCUUGAUGGUCGGGAUUACGUUUCUUGCCCAGUUGGCGGAGACUUUUACUUGUGUGCAGAUGUUAACUAUGACACCUUCCUGGGCUGCUGCAAUGCCAAUCCUUGCUCUGGUCGAAUGUGCUCUGAGGACGAUCUAUCGCCGAUGGGAUUCGGGGAAGAGACAUCACCAGCUCCAGAUUACCCAAACCAUUCAUGUCCUUAUGGCGGGCUGUGGUACACUUGUGCGGACAACGACCCACCUUUUCAAGGGUGUUGCGACAGUGACCCUUGCAAUGGAGACGGUUGUCCAAAAUCAGAUCUCCGUGCUGCAGGAGUUCAUACUGUCGAAGUUGCUGGAGGGUCCACCUUUACCGUCCCUAUGUCUACGACAACCACUACAACACCACCUAGCGACGACAUGUCAUUAACUUACAUCACAAUACCGACUAGUAGUAGCAGCAGCAGCAGCAGCAGCAGCAGCAGCACCCAGGAUCUGACCACUAGCUCGGACUACAGUUACUCCACCUAUACCUCCCCGAGAGAAUAUCCUCUCGAGGCUGGAACGUCGACAGCCACAAGGACAGCAACAAUCGUGGGAGGCACUGUUGGGGCAGUUGUUGUCCUGGCUUUACUGCUCGGCCUGGCUUUUCUCUACUACAACCGACGCAGUAAAAAGCAGAAGGCUUCAUCAACAAUUGCCCCUACACCGGUCGCCCCAGAGAAGGAUACCAAGUCUCUGCCGGAAUCUUCAGCAAUAUGUGACCCUAAAUCAGCUCGCACGGGCUCGUGUGUUAGUGCAAAUGCUCCAAUGCCACCAGGGUCACCAUCAUCAGGCUACAUGCCACUGCCGACUUACAGCAUAUCCUCUUCCGCAUUUCCCUCAGGAAUUCCCUCGGCAGCGACGUCGUCCUUUUUGCACGGAGGGCCCAGCAAGUCGGACUCAAUGGCACCCAGUGAGAUCAUGGGUACCGAGCUUAGUGAACAGGAAUACAAACAACGCACCAGGUCACAUAUGCUAGGCACUGGAAUGGAUGCACCAAUCGAGCUUGCGGCCUUUCCACUGUCUGCUGGAGCGAGAGACUCUGAUCUGCGCAGCGUGUCCUUUAUGUCCAGACCAGAUUCUGAGACAGGGAUCACGGGGUACUCUAAUCAAUCUCUUCGUGAGAGCACAGCGACAGGAGGUCUACCGAUUCCAAGACCUUUCUCCGGAUAUAGAAAUUCGUGACCAUUGAAGGAGUAGGGGAUGGAUUGCUUUUCGACAUUUUCACGUGUUUUCUACAGGGGUUUCA
Molecule: messenger RNA, 1294 nt
Organism: Exophiala mesophila
Lineage: Eukaryota; Fungi; Ascomycota; Eurotiomycetes; Chaetothyriales; Herpotrichiellaceae
Exons: 1
Coding region: 1-1230 (409 amino acids)
Source: RefSeq, a predicted model, not a curated record